ACUAAGUAUGUCCCGUGAGUGUACUGUUCAACUAUAGUCUGUAUCUGGGAUGCCUGUUUGUCUAUACUAAGAACGGUAACAGUAAACCGAGACUGUUACCUUUUCACAAUGACCAUCGAUUCGUGAAGAUUUUGGCGCUGCAUUGGAUGAGCUUGACCACCAAGCUGUCUCUGGUUGCUCGUAGGGUACUGAAAGCAAGAAUUGGCGAUUUUCUUUGAUAUCGCCCUGCGCAUGUUCGGCUCUUAGGUCAGAACUCCUCGAGGCACCCAACACGCAUAAAGUGAAAUUGCGCAUUCGAAAGAGUCAUAAGCCUCAGGAAACACGUUUGUGGGGAAACAAGCAACACAUGCAGUUCUCGCUUUCACUUUAAACUGACGUCUUGGCUACAACUGGCUGUACGCGACGUUUGUUUUACAACCCCGAACACCACAACAUAUACGAGCAUCGUUGACCGGUCAUGGGAGGUCUAGCUUUCGCGAACUUCACAUCCGGCUCUGGAAAGCCAGUCCAGGUACCGCGCAUAUCUCCAGGUCUCUACAACGAGAUCGCGGUAGAAUGCCAGUCAAGGCUGGAGGCCCUUUUCCACCGGGUUCUCAUUCCACGCGAAGCACCUGGAAAGGUUGACCAUGGGGACAUCGACAUACUUGUGGAAGGCAUACGUCCCACAGCAACGUCAGACUGCGAGAUAUCGGUAGCCAUCAAAGAUGCUCUUGGAGCUGAACUUCAUCUUCCACGAGGUGACUCUCACUCCUACGCCAUUCCACAUCCAGACUUGCCAGACGCGUACGUGCAGGUCGAUGUCGAACUUUCUCCCGGCAACGACACGCCAGAGGCCGCCGGGCUCUUUGAAUGGAUAAAGUUCAUGAAAGGCGAUUCAGAUCUCUUACAGAUCAUUGGAGUCACUCAUCGCCCUCUGGGACUCGUUUGCAAUGACAAAGGCCUGCACGUUCGAGUCGAGGAGAUCGAACCGUACCACAAAAAGAAAGCUCUCGUGUUUCUCACCCGCGAUCCAAAUCAAGCGAUGGACUUCUAUGGCUUAGACAAGGCCAAAUACUGGGCUGGCUUCGAGAACGAAGCAGACUUGUUCAAUUGGGUGUCAAAGGGGAGGCUGUUUUCGUGGGAAGUGUUCGACAGCCGCACUGAGAAAGCGAAUGACCGUUCUCGACAGAAUAAGAGGCCCAUGUACCGUCGCUUUGUCGAAGAAUACAUGCCAGCGCAUCCAGACAAAGGCGUGGGCAAGUCAUGGACCCGACAGCAAGUCCUCCAAGAAGCUCUGACUACCUUCGACAAGCGUGACGAGUACGACGCUAUGAUGGAAGAACACUUUCUGAAGGAAGCCGACGAGGGUCUAUGGAAAGAUAUUCGGGCAAUCUUGCCGAUACAAGGCAACACUUCCACGCGUCUUACGCUACAGGGUUUGAGGCGCUGGGUUAUCUUCGAGGAUGGAGAGCCGCGUAUCAGUUCUAAGCCUAUACUUGAGGAUAAUACUAUGUGGGCCAAGGUUGUCACGCCAGAGAGCAAGGACGACGUUCUGAACUGGGUGAAGCAGCAUUGGGUAGAGGUGAAGGCUCUGGAAAAGGCGCGCUCGAACGCAGCGAAAGAAGCCGCAAAGACGGGCUGAACAGCCGCAACGUUCAUGAACUUGAUAGUAGACGUAGUCGACCGCUCAAAACAUAC
Molecule: messenger RNA, 1677 nt
Organism: Dothidotthia symphoricarpi CBS 119687
Lineage: Eukaryota; Fungi; Ascomycota; Dothideomycetes; Pleosporales; Dothidotthiaceae
Exons: 1
Coding region: 458-1621 (387 amino acids)
Source: RefSeq, a predicted model, not a curated record